AUGAGCAAACCCGCUGGUUCAACAAGUGGGUGUUUGGAUAUUCUGAAUGUUAAAUCAAGUCGUAUCUUGGAUAUCCCGUGUAAAGUGUGUGGGGACCGUAGCUCUGGGAAACAUUAUGGCGUGUACGCGUGUGACGGCUGCUCUGGCUUCUUCAAGAGGAGCAUCCGCAGAAACAGGACAUACGUCUGUAAAUCAGGUUCUCAGGGAGGAUGCCCCGUGGACAAAACGCACAGAAACCAAUGCCGAGCGUGCCGUUUGAAAAAGUGUCUUGACGUGAACAUGAAUAAAGACGCCGUUCAGCACGAGAGGGGUCCCAGGACUUCCACCAUACGCAAGCAGGUCGCCCUAUAUUUCCGGGGGCACAAAGAGGUGAACGGUUCAUCGACCCACUUCCCGGGCUCGAGCCUACCGGGGCCGCCGUUUUUCACUACGGUCACGCAGUUGGAGCCACAUAACUUGGAAAUGAGCGCCGUAGCCAGCACGCCGGAGAGGCAGGCCAUCGUUGGACUGGCCCAGCCCACCCCAAAGUACCCUCACGAGGUCAGCGGCACGCCCAUGUACCUCUACGAGGUCGCUACGGAGUCCGUGUGUGAGUCAGCUGCGCGCCUGCUCUUCAUGAGCAUCAAGUGGGCCAAGAGCGUUCCCGCCUUCUCCACGCUCCCCUUACCUGACCAGUUGAUCCUGUUGGAGGACGCCUGGAGGGAACUGUUUGUUCUGGGCAUAGCGCAGUGGGCCAUUCCGGUGGACUCCAACACCCUGCUCGCUGUUUCCGGUAUGAACACAGACAACACAGAGUCCCAGCGGUUGAAUAACAUCAUCUCAGAAAUACAAGCCCUGCAGGAGGUCGUUACUCGCUUCAGACAGCUGCGUCUGGACGCAACCGAGUUCGCCUGUUUGAAGUGCAUCGUCACGUUCAAAGCUGCUGUGCCAACGCAUGGCGGGUCAGAGUUGAGGAGUUUUCGCAACGCCAGUGCCAUUGCUGCACUACAGGAUGAGGCACAGCUCACUCUAAACAGUUACAUACACACCAGAUAUCCAACUCAGCCCUGCCGCUUUGGGAAGCUGCUCCUGCUUCUACCAGCUCUGCGGUCAGUCAGCCCGUCCACCAUAGAGGAAGUAUUUUUCAAGAAGACCAUCGGGAAUGUGCCCAUCACAAGGCUCCUGUCUGAUAUGUACAAAUCAAGCGAUAUAUGA
This is a messenger RNA of Salvelinus namaycush (lake trout), 1194 nucleotides long. Its product is annotated as nuclear receptor subfamily 2 group E member 1. Bases 1 to 1194 code for a protein of 397 amino acids. The transcript has 9 exons. The record is from RefSeq and is a predicted model, not a curated record. Gene Ontology annotation, biological process: negative regulation of transcription by RNA polymerase II; cell differentiation; anatomical structure development. Lineage: Eukaryota; Metazoa; Chordata; Actinopteri; Salmoniformes; Salmonidae. Gene Ontology annotation, molecular function: RNA polymerase II cis-regulatory region sequence-specific DNA binding; nuclear receptor activity; zinc ion binding.